AUGCCUUCCGACGUCAAGCAACAGGAUAUCACCGAGAAGAAUGACCCUAGUGUCAUGAGACAGUGGGAUGAACCUGACUUCUCCACCAAGUUCGAGGAGUUUUACAAGAUUGUAGAUGGCCUCAAGAUUGGUCUUCUAGGCACAUACCGUCCCGGAGUCGGACCCGUAACUCGCUCAAUGGCCCUAGCAAAGCGUACAGGCCCCGACUUCCUCUUCCUCGCAAACGCGCACUCCCAAAAAUUCAAAGACAUUGAAGCAAACAAGGAAGUCAACAUCUCCUUUCAAGACACAAAGAGUCAGGAUUGGAUUUCCGUGACUGGAACCGCUACCACUGCUUCAAACAGUGAUCCUAGAAUCAAGGAGGUUUGGAGUAGAGGUGCUGCUGCUUGGUUUGGAGAUCUUGGUGAUGGUGUACAUAAUGGUACUGCAGAGGAUCCAAGGAUGAGUUUGAUCGAGGUCAAGUCUAAGUAUAUUUCGUACUACAAGACUACUGUUGGUGCGAUUGGCUAUCUCAAGGAGGUGGUUGCUGCUAAUGUUACUGGUGGUGUUGCAAACACUGGAAACUUGAGACAGAUGAAGGAGGAUGAGAUUAGCAAGGCCAGAAGCCAGCACUCUACCAUGAGCUCGUAA
Aureobasidium subglaciale EXF-2481 is the source of this 630-nucleotide messenger RNA. RefSeq lists its product as uncharacterized. The transcript is spliced from 3 exons. Lineage: Eukaryota; Fungi; Ascomycota; Dothideomycetes; Dothideales; Saccotheciaceae. The record is from RefSeq and is a predicted model, not a curated record. The coding region runs from base 1 to 630 and encodes 209 amino acids.